UGAAGUUUUCAUUAGAAUUAUUAUUAUUCUUUAUAUAUAUGCAUAAUCAUUUUUUCAAAUAAAACAAAAUUUAAUUGAUCAGACUUUAUAUCAUAAUUGUUAAUUGUUAAAAACUGUUAAUUAUAUCAUAUUCAAAAAUUUAAAUGAAGGAACGAAGAGAGAUAAAAAAUAUGAUUUUCGCACCAUUAGAUGUGUUUCUUUUUUACUGUCUCGUUAUUGAUAAUAGAACGCGUUGAAAAAUUGUAUAUUAUUAUUAUAUAAUAUAUUAUUAAAUUAUAAUUAUUUUUUAAUAAACAUAACUGUAAUAAUAAAAAUAAUAAAUUUUUAUUGAGAUUUUGUAAUAACAUUUUCAAUAAAGUCUACAGUUACUCUCACAAAUAUUCGAACACCGUAAUGAUUGCAAAAUUAUCGUUUCAUAUAGUUAUUUAUCCUAUGUUUACUGAAUCCAUUUUGUUGUAAUAGGUUAAAGUAUUUAUUCCAAUACAUAUAUGUACAAAAAUAUAUACUUUAUUUUUUAUUGUUUUAUACAUAUUAAAUUUUAAUCAAAAUUAAAUACAGUUCAAAAAUGUUUGGCCACUUAACAGUUCAUAAUUAUUUGAUAAUACAUAAACUAAACUAUAACAAUUGUUCAAUAUUUUGUUAAUUGUCCCUUUUGUUUAAUUAUUUUUCUUACACGCUUAGGCAUAUGAAAAAUUAUUUUUUCUAAAUAAUUUUGCGGUAUACGUCCCCACUCUUCUAUUGAAUGAGUUUUCAUAUGUUUUUUUGUUUUUAUCGGCGUUAUUUUAAUGUUCCAAUCCAGUAAAUCCCAUAAGUUUUUUAUGGAAUUUUAGUCCGUUGACUAUGGAGGAGGAUGUAACGCUUUUGUACGUAUGUGUAUUGAAGUACUUCAACCUAUUACAACAAAAUAAAUUCGUUAAGCAUAUGAAUAAAUAUAUGAAGCAAUAAUUUUGUUAUCAUUACGUUAUCCGAAUAUUUAUGAGAUUAAUUGUAUAUAUGUUAUUAGAGGGAAGUUAACUUUUUGACCUUGCGCAUAAAAGCUUAGUAAUGCGAAUAUAUAGCAUGCGAUUAGAUAUACGUAAAUAAUAGGAAAGAAGACAUUUAGAACAUAAUACAAAUUUGUUAUAGCAGAAGUACAGUAAAUCUUUAUAAAAACAAUGUAUAAUGUCAAAUUUGUAAACAUUUCUGAUCAAAACAAGUGUGUUAUUUAAGCAUUUACUGUGACUUAUUUCACCAAGAAAAUCAAGGAACAUUAUUACAUUCUAAUUAAGAUGACAACGAUUUUUCUAUAUAUUUUUAUCAUUUGUACUUUAAUUUUUGAGGUUGCACUUUUGACGCUUUUUCCGAAUAUUCAAAUAAUUGAACAAUUUAUAUCAAAGUAUCGUCAUGGUUCUAAUAAUGAAACAUACAAUCCAUAUAUCGAUCUUAAUACUCCGCAAAUUAUACGAAAAGAAGGUUAUCCUUCCGAGGCACAUGUUAUAUCUACGGAGGAUGGUUAUCUUUUAACGCUUCAUCGAAUUCCGGGAAAAUUCAAAUCACAUCCAGUAUUAGUGCAACACGGUUUAUUAGGGAGUUCCACUGAUUGGGUACUUACUGGUCCAAAAAAGAGUCUUGCUUUUAUAUUAGCCGAUCAUGGAUAUGAUGUAUGGCUUGGUAAUUUUCGUGGUAAUACUUAUUCAAAAGCACAUAAAAGUUUAUCAAUAAAAGAUUUCAGAUUUUGGGAUUUUAGUUGGCAUGAAAUGGGUAUAUAUGAUCUACCAGCGAUGAUAUCAUAUAUUACAAAUCUGAAACAAAGCAAUUUGACAUAUAUUGGUCAUUCUAUGGGAACAACAGCAUUUUAUAUAAUGUCCGCCCUGAUACCAGAUAUUGCUAGCAAGGUUCAAAUGAUGUUUAGUCUUGCCCCAGUUGCUUAUAUGAAACAUAUGAAAAGUCCUCUGCGUUUGCUAGCUCCUUUUGCACAUGAUUUAAAGUUGAUUAUAGAUAUUUUAGGUAACAAUGAAUUUCUUCCACAUAAUGAGUUAAUAGAGUAUUUUGCCAAAUAUGGUUGUGAUAUUAAUAUCUUGGAACAUAAAAUAUGCAGCAAUAUAUUAUUUGCCCUUUUCGGAUUUGAUAAAUCUCAGUUCAAUUAUACAUUAAUACCUGUAAUUUUUGGACAUUUGCCAGCUGGUGCUUCAACUAAAACAAUGGUACAUUAUGCACAAGAAAUACAAUCUGGAAAGUUUCAGCAAUUUGAUUAUGGACCAAAACAAAAUUUAAAAAUUUAUAAUAGCGUAGAACCACCUGAUUAUGAUACAUCUAAAAUUUCAGUGCCUAUAGUAUUAUAUUAUGCCAACAACGAUUGGUGUGCGAGUGUUACAGAUGUUCUUAGAUUGUCAAGAGAAUUAAAAAAUGUUAUCAAUCAAUAUAAAAUACCUUAUAUAAAGUUUAAUCAUCUAGAUUUUUUAUGGGCUAUAGAAGCGCCGGAGUUAGUUUAUGAUAAAAUACUAAGUACAAUGAAAGGUAGCUAAAGUAUAAAGACAGUAAAAGAAACAUAUUAAUAGAUGUAUCAAAGAUUUAUGCUUUUAUUUUUUUUCAUUAAAAUUUUUAUGACAUUGUAAUAAUUAACUUACAUGAGAAUUAUUGAAAGUAUUAGAAAAUAUACAUAAUUAAUAUAAUAAUAUAAAAACUAAAAUAAAAUUAAAUACGCAUAAGUAGUCUAUAUAAGUAGUCUAUCUUAUUAAUCGACAGUAUACAUGUUUAUACUUCAACAUUUUUUAUUUUCAUUGAAUCUUAUUGAAAAAAGUAUGAUCAAUCGAAUAGAAAAAUAGAUAUCGAUCGAUCUUUAAUUGUUCGGUCGAUAUCUCUCUUUUUUAUCGAGAGAGGCACUAUAAAAAUUUCGUUGCAGUUAAAGUAAUGAGAUUUUACUUAUUGUUUAUUAGAUACGGAAUACAAAUAUUAGAAAGUUCUAUUUUUUAUUUGCUCAUAUAUAUUAAUAUUCAUGUCUAAACUUUCACUUUUUAUGUAACGAUUGGAGGUUUUCAUGAUAUUGCUGUAACAAAAAUGACAUGCUCAAUAAAAUAUUUGAUUUAAAUUGUUUGAUCAUCUAAAUGAUCUUUUAAGCUAAUCAUUUUAUUUUAUUUUUCAUUAUCAUUCAAGUGGAACGAAAUAUAUUUAUCUUUCUCUAAUUCUAUCUAUAUCUUUCAUCUAUUCAUAAAUAUUUGAUUUUAUAGAUUUCGGAAAUUCGGAAUAAUACAAAUUUUUCUUUGUUUUUGAGAAUUUAUAGCAUUAUCGCGAAAAAUUUAAGUAUAAAUGGGUACCAUGGAAUCGAUUAAAUGCUUUAGAUAAUAACGAUAAACCGUUUAAUAUAAUACUAUAAGUAUAUUGUGAUAAUAAACAUGAUGAAGUUGAAGAUAUUAGAUAUCGAAAUGUAACACCUGCUACGGAUUAUAAAUUUUUUUAUUUUAUUGAUUAGUAUCUAACAGUAUGAUUUACAAAUAAUUUUUUGAUCUCGAUAAUCGUAUUUGAUUUCAAACAACACGAUUAGUGAUAAUAAUCUGUCAAAUUUUUCUGACGUGAAUCUUUUCAAAAUUAGAUCUUAGAAAAUGUUGCCAUCAUUUCUUUCAAUGUUUUAUACUUUAAUAGUAAAAUAGUUAUAGAAAUGUAUUUGAUUUCGAGAAUUGAUACGAGAGUAGGAUAGGAUCUCAAUGCGGAUUACAAUCUAAAUCUUCUCUGCAUUUAGUAUAUGGCUUUUGGUCCGUCGAAUGUUUAUUUUCAAAAAAGAGAAUAUUUUGUGAUAUUAAUUUCCAACCUUACAUUAUAAUCGAUUUAAAAUCAAAGUUAUACGAUAUUGUGAAUUUGAAACGUCUAAAAUUGGUAUAAGCAUAUUACAAUAUAUAUGAGAAAAAAAAUGUCAUUAUAUCGUAUGACAGUUUUCACUUUAUUAAUAAUAAAAUUUUCUAAUUUGCUAACGUAGUAACAAUCGCACGAUGAAAAAUAAAUUUCAGAAGUACCU
Messenger RNA from Vespa velutina, 3988 nucleotides. Its product is annotated as lipase 3-like. The record is from RefSeq and is a predicted model, not a curated record. Lineage: Eukaryota; Metazoa; Arthropoda; Insecta; Hymenoptera; Vespidae. Gene Ontology annotation, molecular function: hydrolase activity, acting on ester bonds. Gene Ontology annotation, biological process: lipid metabolic process. The transcript has 7 exons. The coding region runs from base 1269 to 2504 and encodes 411 amino acids.